CCAGCUCCUCCCUUUCCUGCAGGACUCGGUGUGCUCUGCUUUUGUUCUGCAGAACAAGAGCUUUCUGCUGUUCCCAAAUAAAGCCGUUUUGCAGGAGGCUGGAGAGUCCCCUAUCUUCUCGGAGUGUAACAAUGAGCUUUGGGCCUCAAACUGAAAUAUCAGUCCUUCCUAAAUCUUGAGCCUGUUGGCCUCCAGCCUGGGAUUUACACCGUCCAGCUCUCCUGGGUCCCCAGCUCACUGCUCACCCUGCAGAUCUUGGGACUUGUCAGCCUUCAUAACCGAAGAGUUUUGUGCCUUUCCCAGGAGACCAGCAUACCUUGACUUUGCCAUUGUGAAGAAACAGAGCCCAGUUAUGGCCAUCUUGACUACUGGAAACGAGGAACUCCUUCACAUACAUGCUGUGGCAUGCUGCAGCCUCGAAGAAAUUACAGGGGAAUGUAAUCACAAGGAGAAGACGUAGCCUCGGUUCUACCGGCCUGCGCCCAGUGAUCCUCUAAGGCUAUUGUCACCAUGAUGUCAUUUCCCGGGCAUAAACUUUUGCACAGAUUCUGUUGCUGUUAACAUGCCCCUAGUUUUCUGACGUAAAAGCCAAUCCUAAAUUUAUAUGGAAAUGCAAGGGACAGAGACAGCCAAAACAAUCCGGAAAAGAAGAACAAAGCUGUGCGAUCCACACGUGCCACUUUCAAAACUUACUUCAAAACUACAGCAAUCGUAAACUGUGGUACUGGCAUAGGGGUAGACAUGUAGGUCAAUGUUUUUGAAUUUACAGUGAGAAAUAAACCCACAGAUUUAUGAAUAGUUGAUAUUCAACAAGGGGGCCCAGACCGUUCAAUGGAGGAAUGAGCAAUCUCUUCAACAAACGGUGCUGGGAAAACUGAAUGUUGACAGAAAAAAGAAUGAACGUGGGCUCCAGUUUCACACCACGUAUGAAAAUGAAUUCCAAAACGGAUCACAAACCCAAACGUAAGCGAUGAAACUAUGAAACUCUUGGAAUAAAACAUAGAUAUAAAUCCCCCUGGCUUUAACUACACAACAGUUCCUUACAUAUGGCAGCAAAAGCGCGGCCACAAAAGAAGGGGCGUGGUGGAAAGAGGAUAAGUUGUACACCAUCCAAACCAAAAACUUUUGUGCAUGAAAGGACUCUGUCUAGAAGGUGAAAGGACAAAACGCACAGGAUGGGAGAAGCAUUUGCAAAUCACACAUGGGAUAAGGGUGUAUUUUCCAGAAUGCAUAAAGAACACCUACAAGUCAACAAUGAAAGCACGAACGAACAACCCAGUUAAAAAACGGGAAAGGACUUGAACAGACGUUCCUCCAAAGUGGAUGUGCAAAUGGCCAAGAGGCACAUGAAAAGACGCUCAACAUCAUGCUCCAACAGGGCGAUGAAAAUCACAACCGCCAUGAGGCACCACUUGGCAGCCAGUAGGCUGGCUCUUCUAGGCACAAGAAAGCAAAACAAAGGCAAAAAGACGAGUUGGGGCGAGGGUGCGCAAGGACUGGGACUCACACACUGCUGCUGGGAAUGCAAAGCUGCUGUGGGAAUCCGCUGGGCGGCUCCUCAGUAAGUUACCGGCAGAAUUAGCACCCGAGCCCUCAAUCGCAGUCCCAGUGCAAUUUUCCUACCCUAGGGAAUCAGAAACAGGUGCUCAAACAGAACCCUGUGCAGGAAAUGUUCGGCGCAGCGCUGUUCACAUCUGCCGCAAGGUGGGAAUGGCGGAGCUGCCUGUCAACCCAUGAACUGGGAUAGGCCGCCACACACGGUGUGUCCCUGCGGUGGAAUAUUACUCAGCCGUGAAAAGGCUUGAAGCGCUGGCUCACGCUCCCACACGGACGAACGAACCCUAGUGACAACGCUGCGCUACGGGAAAGCAACCAGGCACAGAAAGCCGCCUAUUCGCCCAGCGAUCCCGCGUGCAGAAAGAAGAUAUAGAGUAGCGGCUUUGGAACCCUGCCGGUCGGAAACUUCGGGCCAACUGGCUUUUUACACCGCUUCCCGCCACAUCGCACCAUAUCCAGCCCUAUCCGACCGCAUCCAGCCACACCCGACCGCAUCCAGCCACAUCCGACCGCAUCCAGCCCUAUCCGACCGCAUCCAGCCGCACCCGACCGCAUCCAGCCGCACCCGACCGCUUCCCGCAGCGCACGCCAGACCGAGGCCCGUCCGAGAAAGCGCAGCCGAGGCCCAGCAUGCCUGUGAGGAGGAGCCGUCGAGGGUCGUCCAGUGGCCAGAGCCGGGUCCGCUCCCGCACUGCCCGAGCCGAGUUGACGUUCUCCGUGAGCCAUGUGGAGCGCCUCCUGCGGGAGGGCCGCUACUCGCAGCGCCUGGGCGCGUCCGCCCCGAUCUUCCUAGCGGCCGUCAUCCAGUCCCUGACGGCCAAGGUCCUGGAGCUGGCCGGCAUCGAGGCCCGGAACAGCGGCAGGAGGCUCAUCACCCCGGAUGUCGUGGACAUGGUGGUCCACAACCACCCGCUGCUCAGCGCCUUCUUCCAGUCCACCAUCAUCUCCCAGGCGGUCCCGGGCUGGAACUAGCUGUCCCACGCGACGUGGGGUCCGGCAGGCGCCAGGCCUACUCCUGGCCGGGGUGGGCCCCGGCCGGCCUGGUGCCUCAGGCAGUCACUGAAAGCCAAUAAAGUGUUUGGAGAAACC
This is a messenger RNA of Prionailurus viverrinus (fishing cat), 2646 nucleotides long. Its product is annotated as histone H2A-Bbd type 2/3. The coding region runs from base 2188 to 2529 and encodes 113 amino acids. Gene Ontology annotation, molecular function: DNA binding; structural constituent of chromatin; protein heterodimerization activity. Gene Ontology annotation, cellular component: nucleosome. The record is from RefSeq and is a predicted model, not a curated record. The transcript has 7 exons. Lineage: Eukaryota; Metazoa; Chordata; Mammalia; Carnivora; Felidae.